Molecule: messenger RNA, 536 nt
Organism: Brassica oleracea var. oleracea
Lineage: Eukaryota; Viridiplantae; Streptophyta; Magnoliopsida; Brassicales; Brassicaceae
Exons: 1
Coding region: 93-434 (113 amino acids)
Source: RefSeq, a predicted model, not a curated record
AAUUACCAGUCAAUUAAUUUAUUUUCUUUCAAGUUCCAUUGAGCGUUGUUUACAACAAAAAUAAGACGCCCACUUUUGAUAUCACGUUCACUAUGGAUCUCCGCAAAAGUAGAGCAACAACAACCACCGUUACUCUCUCAUGUCUUCUCCUCGUUUCUUCAUUCUACACUCUCUCCACCGCAAAAUCAGCCACAAAUCCACCCUCGUACCAACUCUUUCUAUUUGUAGGAUUCGUUCUAGCCGCAGCUUUGUCGCUUCUGAUACUUGUCACUGCUGCACGAGCCACCAUGGUCGCGUGGAUAACAGUGAUCGUCUUGCUGGCCUUCUCGGGUACACGCCGCCGUGUUCUGGCGAAGCAGGGAAAGAUGAUAACGACGGACGUGGCUAUGUGCUUGGUCAGGGUUCUGAUUAGUGAGGCAGAUCCUCGUGGUUAGUCUGAUGGGGUUGGUACGAUGUUAAAGAGUAUUUACUAUAUACAUAUUAUCCUUGUAUAUAACUUCAAAUUAUUCGUUUUGCGAAUGAUUUUCGGUUUUGUU